GGGGCCGAGGGGUUGAGGCUGGGGCUGUGAGGCCAGUGGCGGACGCAGGAGCAGAGUCGGAUGUGAGUCACGGCACCCCGCUCAGGUGGCUGGUCCUCGACCCGAAGACAGGUCCUGACGUCCCAGUCGCGUCUGUCAACUCCGGACCGCGACGCUGGGACCCGUGGAGGCGCGUCUUUGGCACGAUGAAGGAUUUGGGGGUAGAGCACUUGGCAGAUCGCGAAGGAGUCCAACUCCUUGGAUUGUUGAGCUUCUACCUGGAACAAGAGAAGAGAUUUCAACCUCGAGAAAAAGGGUUGAGCUUGAUCGAGGCAACCCCAGAGAAUGAUAACACUUUGUGUUCAAGAUUGAGAAAUGCCAAAGUAGAAGAUUUAAGAAGCUUAACUAACUUUUUUGGAUCUUGCACUGAAACCUUUGUUCUGGCUGUCAAUAUUUUGGACAGAUUCUUGGCUCUUAUGAAGGUGAAACCUAAACAUUUGUCUUGUAUUGGAGUUUGUUGUUUUUUGCUGGCUGCUAGAAUAGUGGAAGAAGAAUGCAAUGUUCCAUCCAUUCAUGAUGUGAUCCGUAUUAGUCAGUGUAAAUGUACUGCUUCUGACAUAAAACGGAUGGAAAAAAUAAUUUCAGAAAAAUUGCAUUAUGAAUUAGGAGCUACUACUGCCUUAAACUUUUUGCACUUAUACCAUACUAUUGUAUUUUGUCAUACUUCACAAAGGAAGGAAACACUGAGCCUUGAUAAACUAGAAGCUCAACUGAAAGCCUGCAACUGCCGACUUGUCUUUUCAAAAGCAAAACCAUCUGUAUUAGCUUUGUGCCUUCUCAAUUUGGAAGUAGAAACCUUAAAGUCUGUUGAAUUACUGGAAAUUCUCCUGCAUGUUAAAAACUAUUUAAAGGUUAAUGACACUGAAUUCUUUUACUGGAGGGAGUUGGUUUCUAAAUGUUUAGCUGAAUAUUCUUCUCCUGAAUGUUGCAAACCAGAUCUUAAGAAGCUAGUUUGGAUUGUUUCAAGGCGCACAGCUCAAAACCUCCACAACAGCUACUACAGUGUUCCUGAGUUGCCAACAAUCCCAGAAGGGGGUUGUUUUGACAAAAGUGAAAGUGAAGACUCUUGUGAAGAUAUGAGUUGUGGUGAGGAGAGUCUCAGCAGUUCCCCUCCCAGUGAUCAAGACUGCACCUUCUUUUUUGACUUCAAAGUGGCACAAACACUAUGUUUUCCAUCUUAGAACUCAAAUUCUAUGUCAGGAUUUAAAAGUAUGUGUAUCAAUUUCAAAGCAAUAAAAAAGGGGACUUGGUAGUUUUCUAGUACAACCCCCAUCUAGGCAGAAAUUACAUAGACUGGAAUACCUACCUUCUGUUUAUUAUUCAGAUCAGAGCUGGCCUAUUUUCAUAUUUAAUCCUAAGCCAUCAGGUGGGUUAGUGCCUCUUAAAAAACUAACAGUACUUAAAACAUUGACACUUUAUUUUUCUUGUUGAUCUUUAGCUACUUUAGGGAGGAGGGAAGGUGCUAAAUCCCUUUAACUUUUUCAAGAAAACAUUUUAAAUAUGAACGUAUAUGUAAUUUAUCUUAAGCUUUUUAUAAAUCCUUCAGGUGUUUUUAUUUAACAGGUUGGGAGUGUAUGCUUCCUUAGCAGGGACAAAGGAUAAUCCUUCAAUAGUUUUAUCUUAGAUUUCCUUCCCCCCAUUCUGAGAAACUAUAUAGAAGUCUUAAAUGUCACUCAUUUUAUUGCUGUCUAAAAACAUUGAUCAGUGUAAUGUCUGAUGCAAAUCCUAUAAAUUAGAAAUUAUAAUACUGACAUUUCUAUGAAUUGAGUAUGUAAAUGUCUUAGAAGUUUCUGCUAAAGCAGAAAAAGUUGUCAGGCUAGGGCUUAGAAUUGCAUUAAUACCUGAGUGUUGUCAGACUAGAGUAUUAUUUUAAUGUUAUUUUAAAAAUCCAUAAUUUGCUAGUUUGCAUGCACCUGUAUGAAAGCAGUACAGGAGGGUGAAUAGAGCUAGGUAACUAUGGAAUUGAAAAAAUACUGAUUUAGUAGUUCAUCUCAUUUUCUUAUAUUAAAAUAUAUGCAUGAUUACUUUUUGCUUACUUUGUAAUUCACAUUUCAAAAAUAAUAUAUAAAUAUAUGGGUGCCAAGAUUUGAAUAUGAAGAAAAAAACUCGAGGGUUUGUAAUGUUAAGUUUUAAAGCAGAUCUCAGCCAAAAGGAUAAGGAUAUAUGAACCUGUACACACAAGGUUUUGUGCAGAGAAUUUUUAACUUUAUAAACUGUAUGUGAAAUGUAAAUCUUUAAAAAUGUACAUAAAAUACUGUAUUUUUUUACUUUGAGUGAUAUCUGGUCAGUGCAUGUAAAUAUAAUUUAUUGUGUAUUCUGUGUCAUACAGACAUUGGCUGACUUUUUUACUUGUAAGUCAACAUCCAUUGGGUGUCUUCUGAAGUAGAUCUUUUUGAAGUGACAAUAGAUUAUAAUUAAAAAUAAAAAUACCAAUAAAUUUCUCCUCGCUUGCAGUCAUA
This is a messenger RNA of Jaculus jaculus (lesser Egyptian jerboa), 2498 nucleotides long. RefSeq names its product cyclin G2 (gene Ccng2). The record is from RefSeq and is a predicted model, not a curated record. The transcript has 8 exons. Gene Ontology annotation, cellular component: cyclin-dependent protein kinase holoenzyme complex; cytoplasm; nucleus. Bases 186 to 1220 code for a protein of 344 amino acids. Lineage: Eukaryota; Metazoa; Chordata; Mammalia; Rodentia; Dipodidae. Gene Ontology annotation, molecular function: cyclin-dependent protein serine/threonine kinase regulator activity. Gene Ontology annotation, biological process: mitotic cell cycle phase transition; regulation of cyclin-dependent protein serine/threonine kinase activity.